This is a messenger RNA of Gambusia affinis (western mosquitofish), 2309 nucleotides long. RefSeq names its product PRA1 family protein 3-like. NCBI's taxonomy places the organism in Eukaryota, Metazoa, Chordata, Actinopteri, Cyprinodontiformes, Poeciliidae. The record is from RefSeq and is a predicted model, not a curated record. Gene Ontology annotation, cellular component: membrane. Bases 115 to 687 code for a protein of 190 amino acids. The transcript has 3 exons. Gene Ontology annotation, biological process: negative regulation of transport.
ACGUCAUGAGCUGGCAAUCUCUCUCUCGCGAGAUUGAUCUUGAAGUUUCAGUUUGUUUUUUCUGUUGGUGCGGCUAAGCUGAGCUGUCAGAAGAAAAGAACUCACAGGACUCUAAUGGUUAAAGUAGAGUUAGCACCGCUGAGGUCGUGGGAUGACUUCUUCCCCGGCUCGGAAAGGUUCGCUAAACCAGAUUUUGGAGACGUGGCAAGAUGGAACAACAGAGUUGUCAGCAACCUGCUUUAUUAUCAGUCUAAUUACAUGGUUCUCGCCAUUGCUGUUUUCUCCAUUGUCGGGUUCCUCAACCCGGUGGGGAUGCUCACAGCCGUGGUCGUGGUGUCGGUCGUCUUCCUCGGCUGCGUCUGGGCCGGAGAGAACCGAGCCGUGAUCAAGAACUUCAAGAGCCAGAACCCCACGGCGUUCGUGAUCAUCGUCAUGGUGGCCAGUUACAUGCUGAUUUCUCUGCUCGGCAGUGUCAUGACGUUUAUGACAGCCAUCACUUUACCUCUCACUUUGAUAGGCGCACACGCUUCGUUUCGCCUGCGCAACAUGAAGAACAAGGUGGAGUACAAGAUGGAAGGCGUGGGGCUGAAGAAAUCUCCGAUGGGCCUUUUCCUCGAGGCUCUGGGACAGCAGGAGGAAAACCUCCAUAAGAUUCAGACAUUUCUGGAGGGAAAAAUGAAGGAGUAGCUGCCACGUCACUGCAAAAUGCGACGACUUUUGAGUUUCUUUAUUGUCUGGCAGGUUGCCGAUAAAUGAAAAGACUGCAAACCAACAAACGCUCCUCCUCAGGGUGUCCCGUGACACUCCGGUCAGAACUUGUCAGGGGCGCUUCUCCCCCCCCCCCCCCCCCGGCUCUGCAAAUCGUGUUGCAAAGCUGCGAAGCCUCUUGUUUAUGAAACCUGUGUUCAAUCAGUCUCGCAAAAGGCCUCCGUUUUGCACUCGAGCGAAAUUGCGAAAGCAGUUUCAAGCGAGGCUGAAAAGCGCUCGCUCAACACGCGUCGCUGCCAAGACAACGGAGCGCUGGGAGUUCACGGAGGCGGAAAGCUCUUCACGUUUUCGAGUGGAACUGGUUUACAUCGGACUGGAACCAUCAGGCUGCAAAACAAAGGGAAUCAUUCAAAAAGAGCGAGCCCUGCUUUGACUUCAGUCUGAUCACUUUAUCAAUAUUUGAAAGGGAAAACUUGAAAGGAAUUCUCCUGACCUCUUUUAAUCUUGACAGCGCCUCGUGGGUGACGGACGAGCUAACGCUACACUCAUCUGACAUGCUAAUCAAUGAGGGUGGAGCAGAUUACAGCGCAUUUCUGACGGAGUGGAGUCAUCUGCUGUCAACAAGGCCCUGAACUCAGAUCCGAUACUUUGAUGCUGCUCCGUCUACAAUGGAGUCCAGAUAACAAGAAUGCACUUGUGGGGGGGGGUAAAAAAAAAAAAAAAAAAAAAUUUAAUAAUAAUAAUAAAGAAAAAAACCUGUGAAAACAUGGCCUUCGGAUGGCGAUUUUUUUUCCUCUGAUGGCUAAUUUAAAAGAAAUCAAAUCUUUUAAAAGUUUGUUUUUGAAAGCACCAGAGCGCUCCUCACCAUGUCGCCAUAUUUUGUGGUACUGCUGUGCAAACGACACACUACAAAAACACAAAAUCUUACAAAAGUGUUUUUGAUAUCAUUUCUAGUGUAAAUAUUCAGUUACACUUGACAUGAAAAAACUUACGAGUAACUUCUCAGCAAAACAUAGCAACUUGUUUUAAGUCAGUAAUUCCUGUAAUAUUGAUGUAAAAGUCACUGGUAGUUUAUUUCACUUUUACAUGGGGGGGGGGGGAAAUGUCUCAUUAAAAGUGAUAUGGUAAAUCUGCCAGUGGAACGAGUGCGUUUAUUCAAUAUUAGGAAAUUAUUGACUGAAAACCAGCUCCUGUAUCUUGAUUAAAAAAUUGAUUUAAAAAAUUAAAUUUGUAAAUUAGUCUUCUCUAAUUUCAAGUGUACGAAGAAAAAAUUGCACCAAAAUUUAGACCAAAAAAACUUUUGUGUUUUUGCAGUGUAAAAGUGGCUGUAAGGACUAUAGCCACUUUACUCACUAAAGGUAAUAUAUAGUAACUUUAUUAUGUUACUAUACGGCUGUGACUGCAUGAAACAGCAAUAAAAGCCCCACAAUAACAAAUACUGCUCUUGAGAAACAUUCCCAUUUGUAAUACGUUUCUUUAGGAUACCAGUCACUUAUAGAAGUGUAACUGCAUUUCAUAUUAUUCCCUUUUAUUAAUACCCCCGUUGAACAAACAGUGGAGAAAAUGGUAAAAAAAAAAAGAUUAACAAAGAUUAAAAAAUA